Pyrus x bretschneideri (Chinese white pear) is the source of this 719-nucleotide messenger RNA. RefSeq lists its product as uncharacterized. The record is from RefSeq and is a predicted model, not a curated record. The coding region runs from base 104 to 679 and encodes 191 amino acids. The transcript has a single exon. NCBI's taxonomy places the organism in Eukaryota, Viridiplantae, Streptophyta, Magnoliopsida, Rosales, Rosaceae.
GCUUUCAUCCCACAUAAAAAGAAACCAACAAAAGCUAGCAGAUAACUUUUGUUUCAAGUUUCAAGUUUCAACUUUCAUAUCAAAAAUUGAGAAGGAUGCUAACAUGGCUAGGAAAAAUAAUGAUGCCGAAUCUUUGCAAUCUACUGAUGAGCUCAAGCGCCAGAAGAUAAUCAAAUUAGCUACGUACAUUGGUAUUUUCAUUGUGUUUCAGAUAAUCGUCAUAACAGUAAUUAGUCUCACUAUAAUGAAAGUUAAGACCCCAAAGGUCAGGCUAGGCAACAUCAAUGUCCAAGCCCUCAACUCCGUACUAGCAACAUCUUCAUUCGACGCUAAAUUCACAACCCAACUCAGAGUCAAGAACACAAAUUGGGGUCCAUACAAGUUUGAUGCAGGCACUGUCACGUUUUUGUACCAAAGAGUGGAUGUCAGGCAAGUUUUUAUUCCUAAGAGCAAGGCUGGAAUGCUUUCCACCAAAAAGAUUGAUGUUGAGGUGAGUUUGAAUUUGAAUGCAUUGCCAAGCCGUUCCGUUCUUGGAACUAAAUUGAGCAGAUGGGUUCUUACACUAAGCAACCAAACUAUACUGACUGGAAAAGUAGAACUGAUGUUUAUCAUGAAAAAAAAGAAAUCUGCCAUCAUAGACUACACCAUGACAUUUGAUUUGUCAGCAAAGACGAUCUAAACUUUACACUGCGCAGGAGGAAGAAUUGCGGUAAAGAGGA